Messenger RNA from Trachymyrmex septentrionalis, 4173 nucleotides. It is a transcript of the gene nuf, whose product is annotated as rab11 family-interacting protein 4A. The coding region runs from base 1273 to 2772 and encodes 499 amino acids. Gene Ontology annotation, biological process: regulation of cytokinesis; endocytic recycling. The record is from RefSeq and is a predicted model, not a curated record. The transcript has 10 exons. Lineage: Eukaryota; Metazoa; Arthropoda; Insecta; Hymenoptera; Formicidae. Gene Ontology annotation, cellular component: cleavage furrow; midbody; endocytic vesicle.
GUUAUCAUUGUUAAAAAAUAUUAAAAGUUUAUGCUAAAAUUUAGUGGCUCAUUUUUUUUUAGCGAGUGCGUGCAUACGUGUUAUAUAUAGGAUGUUCAGAAAUUACCGCGUCAUCUUUCGUUGGCAGAUAGAGUGGGUUUAACUGAAUAGAAAAAUUCUUUAUUUUGCGAGUUUCUUACAAUAUAAAUCAAUAAGGCCCAAUUGUACUCAAUAUCACUUUGACUUUAAGCAAGAUUUAAAACUCUGUCUCGUUUUAAAGCCAAAAAGAGACAGAGACGGAAAGAGUUUUAAGCCUCGCUUAAAAUCAAAGUAACGUUGGUGCAAUCGGGCCUAACUAAUAAGAAGGCAACUAAUAUAAAGAUUUGCGGACAAGGAUGCAUCCACGUGAUUUAUAUCGGCGCAAUUUUUCUAUUUAGUUUAAUCCACUCCAUCUAUUCGCAAAAGUUGGCAGUUUAAUUACUAGACACCCCGUAUACAAUUGGAUGUAUAGGCUAUACAGUUCUAGGUAGGUCAUCAACCGGAUUGCCCCGGGUGCUAAGCGCGUACCCGACGCUAAGUUCGCUACCGCGACGCGGCGACACGGUUGAGCGACACUGUGCUCUCUCUUUCUCUCUCUCUUUCUCUCGUAUCUGGCCCUGACGGAUACAGCAGUGACGCACACCUGUGUGUGCCACUGUGCGCCUGUCGCAGGCAGUCAGUGCGCGUUCAUCGGCGUCCUUGCGACGUUUCACGUAUAUCAUCACCAUUACCGAUCGGUGCUAGUGAGUAGCGCACGAUCAUUUCGCGCAGAGUGCGCAUGCGCCUCCCCCCUCCCCCCUCCCCUUCCCACGUUGUCGUCGAUCAGUCGGUGUGGCUCCACAAUCGUACGUUCCACUUCCUCGAGCUCCACGUCUCCGCGUCCGCGUCUAUGCUUUCAGUUCGCCGCCGAUCGCACACCGUUAUCUCGAUCGCGCGCUCCUCGAUUGAUCGGUCUUUCCCCUCGUUAUUUCCCGGGUAGACGUCAAUCGGUUACGCGACACGUUGCCGCGCGAGCACAGGUGUGUUGAUUCAGCGAACAAACGGGAUACACAUUGCUGCUCUACAAACGGUGGUCGUACCUGGUCUGCCGCUAGCUGUGUCGCACUGUGUCGCACUGCAAUCGACGCGCGAGCAACAACGGGGCAAGGCGACAACGACGGUGACGGUGGCGGUGGAUGAGAGUGUCCUUUGACGGCGCAUGCACCACGUUGCAACGCGCGAAUACUCCGUCGGGACCCAUUGCGGGGUCCAAGGAUGGUGAGCUCUCGUACAUCCACCGUGAACAUCACGUCCACCGUUAACGGUAGCGGCAUAGCCGACGGCGCGGGGACCACGUCGCGCGAAGACGAGAGACGUGCGACGAACGGCGUCGGCGUCAGCGUCGGCGUCGGCAUCCCUCGAGAGUGGAAUCAGAGCGGGCCGCCCUCGCUCUCGAUGUCGGUCGAUCUGCAUAAUUUCGACAGUUCGACUCUCACAGACUCAGGACGGUAUUCCGCGAGCCCUGACGAUCACCAGGCCGCAUCGGCCAAUGCUACCACAAUCAAAAUCGGCUGUCACGACGAAGAGGAGAGCUACGAAGGUUUUGGUUCCGUUGAGGGCGAUUUGGUGGAUGAUGGACCGGAGUCGCCGGGCGGUAGCAGUUCCACGCCCUCGCCAACCGGUACCAACUUGCACAGAAAUCCAAGAAGUCCGAACUCCACCAUUGGAAAACAUUCCUGGUUGCGUACGUCGCUGCGAAGAACGCCUCCUUGUUCGGGCAGAAAGAGGCUCAGUUCUAACGCUUUAUGUAGCCAACUUUAUCGCAGUGGCAGCUUCAACAGCUCAGGGAUGGGUUCGAAUUACGAUGCUACGGACGAUGUGUACAGCGAUGUAUCCUUGGAUGAUGUCAUGGAUCUCAGCCAUAAAGUUCAAAUGAUCCAAGAGCAAAUGGAUGCUUUAGCGGAUACUAAGUCGGUCGGUGAGGAAAGGUACGCUCGAGCGAAACAAGAAAAUGCAACAUUACAGGCGCGAAUAUUGAUGCUCGAGGAAGCGGCCAAAGAUGCAGAAACGAGAGCCGAAGAGAGGCUUCAAACUGAGCAACGAAGACAUCGGGAAUGGGCGUGUCGAAUGGAACGGGAACGUCAGCUGCAACUGGAAAACUAUGACAUUAAGCUACAAGCAGCGGAGCUGGACAAUUCCAGUUUGCGGGAGGAGAUUGCGCGAAUACGCGAACAGCUCGAGACAGCGAGGACGGAUAAAGCGCAGCUCGAGAAUGAUCUCCGGGAGGCCAGAAGAGAAGCGGACGCCGCGCGCGAAAGUGAACGCCAUGCGAUAAGCCGAGCUAACGAGGCUCAUCAUAUGCUCGAUGUUAUGAGAGAAGAACUUUCGUUACGGAACGAGGAUCAGCAGAGGCUUGAAGAACUGGUGCAGCAGGUGGUUCAACUUCAAGCUCGCAAUAAAAGCUUGGAAGAAUCUCGAGAUGAACUGCAAGCUGCUGCAGCGUUGCAGGCAGGCCGUGAACUUAUAAUGCUGAAUCCUUGUAAUAAUAACGCUGAAAAGGGUCCUAGUCUUGCUGUGGAAUUGUUAGCCGGCAUGAAUCCAGAUCAGAUAGAUGGCAAAGGAGAACUCAAUGAACCGUGCACGAUGGCUGAAUUAAAACAAGCUCUAAAGGAACAGCAAGAAGUGAACACGCAAUUAAGAACAUACAUCGAUGGAAUAUUAUUGAACAUCGUGGAAAAUUAUCCGCAAUUGUUAGAAGUGAAACAAAUGCACUGAUACAUAGCACAUAAUCGAUCAUUACAUUCUGUUUUAAUGCUUUCAAGGCAGUUGUACAUUAACUUUCUUUUAAUUAAAGAGAUUCGAGGGGGCUGUCUAGAACUUGACCAACAUUGAUAUGUUUUACAUAUUAAUAUUUUCGAAUAGUAUUUGAAUAUGUAGCGCAAAAGCGCACUUGGAAGUCAAUUGUUAACUAAAAUCUAGCCUUUUUAAAGCAAUAGUUUCCCUCGCUUAACGCAAAACUCUGAAAGACGUCCAACUAACAUCGCAAAAGGAGCCUUUUCUAAUUAUAAAUCUUAAGACAUUUCUUCAGGUUUUUCUAUUUAUCUUAUCAGAAUCAAAAUUCGUAUGAUCGUUUAAGCUCUAGGCAGCGACCAUCUCUGUACGUCUAGAAAAAAAAGAGUAAUAAAAUGACGCUAUUGUAGUUGCAGCGUAUACUGCUAAUGAUACAAAAGGGAGAAUAUUCGACUGGUGUCAUAUCUCUGAGAUGUCAUACCAUUCGCAAAUCUAUGAGCCGUUUUUUUCCACUGCCGUCAAACUUUGUCGCGCUAGUAUCAUCAUUGCCAGAGUGGUGAACAAGUUACGCUUCUCGGAUUCUUUACAUGUCAUCGGCUGGCCUAAGCACUUUGCUAUACGCGAUAUCUUUAAAGUACUCGUAUAUUAAUGAUCAUAUAUGAUUAAUCCGAAUGAAUAUACAGGGUAUCCCCUAAUUAUUGAUGCAGCGCUCGUAUGCAGAUAGAACGGAAUAAACUAAGUCGAAAAGUUCUAUACUAUUUUGCAAUUUUCGUAACAGUUAACGAGAAAUUAUCUACUAAAAGUAGUCCUGAACCCGCUCUGAACUAUGAUUGUCCCCCGUCUUUCUUAUUGAAACGAAAUCUUCUAACAGCACAGAAAAAAUGUAUUUAAAAUUAAAGUAGUAUACAAGACUUAAUUAGCGAUUACUAGUAAUUAAUUUCUCGUUAACUAUCAUGAAAAUUGCAAAUCAGUACAAGACUUUUGGAGUCAGUUGGAUCCGCUCUGCUUGCACACGAGCACUGUAUCGACAAUUAAAAUUAGGGAUCACGUAUGUAUAUGUAUGUCAUGUAUCUGGACACGGUCUCGACGCUAAGACAUGGCGUGAGACACUGUCGUGCUCCUUUACCCAAUCAGCGAGUUGGAUUGAGAUUAUCGGUACAUAUAUACGUCAUGUAUACGUACGUGUACGCGCGUAUGCGAUAACGAAGAUGACAUAACUGCAGACUGCAUAUGUCGCGAAAACUGUGAUGCAUUAGAGUACCUUUUCAUUGAAAAUUUGUGUCUUGGCUACACACGCCUACAAUAUAUCCUACGGGCAACUAUCUUGUAUUCUAGAUCUUUAUAUCGAAAGCUAGUAAAAUUACAAUAAAUGAUUCUAUUUUGAUA